AGAGUUAAAUCAGUUAGAUAUGUUAUUGUUUUAAUACAGCAUAUGUAAACUGCAAACAUUGACAGUGCUGGUGCUAUGGAUGACAUAUGUAAUGAACAAGUGGAAAAUUAUCUGCAGGCCAAACAAAAACUCAAUGAACAUUAUGUAUCUAUAAAAAGAUUGCUUCUACCUUUUCAAAAUUAUUCAACUGGUUUGUUCUCUUGUUCAUCUGAGUGUUACAUUCGAGAUAGCAUCUACUGUAGUGUAGCAGUGUGGUCACUUGCAUUGGCAUAUCGCAGAAUUGAUGAUGAUAAUGGUCGUACAUACGAACUUGAACACGUUGCAGUGAAAUGCAUGAGAGGUGUAUUGUAUUGUUAUAUGAGGCAAGCUUCUAAGGUGGAAAAAUUUAAAGUAAACCAGAAAGUUGAUGCAGCUUUGCAUUCCAAGUUUGAACAUGAAACAGGAGAUGCAAUCAACAAGAACCACCAACACUUACAGCUUGAUGUGGUUGCAAUGUUUGUCCUUUACCUUGUACAAAUGACAGAGUCAGGGCUACAGAUUGUUUUUAACACUGAUGAAGUGGCAUUUGUGCAAAACCUGGUUUACUAUUUAGAAAGAUCUUACAGAGUCCCAGAUUUUGGGUUAUGGGAGCGUGGUAGUAAAUAUAACAACGGUAGCUGCGAGCUUCAUGCUAGUUCUGUUGGUGCAGCCAAAGCAGCUUUGGAAUCAGCUAAUGGUUUCAAUCUGUUUGGUAAGCAAAGGGGAGCCCCAUGGUCAGUGCUAUGGGUGGAUAUUGACGCGCAUAAUAGGAAUCGUACUGUCAUGGACUCAUUGCUACCAAGAGAGUCUAAUUCAAAGAAUACAGAUGCAGCGUUAUUACCAACCGUGUCUUUCCCAUUCUUUGCCGUCGAUCAAGAGGAAUUACGAAGCGAAACAAUUGAAACUUUGACUUCAAAGUUAGAAGGUCGUUACGGUGUCAAAAGAUUCCUGGGUGAUGGGUAUAAGACGGCAGUUGAAGACACCUCUCGUGCUCAUUAUCAACCUGCCGAGAUCAAAUUAUUCAACAACAUUGAAUGCGAGUGGCCAAUUUUCUUUGUUUACCUCAUCAUAGAUGGAAUAGUGCAUGAUAAACCAAACCAGAUAAAAAUGUAUUUGGAAAAGUUGAAGCCGUUAUUAAAGGUUAGAGAUGAUGGCUUAGAAUUAUUGCCAAGAUUUUUUUACGUGUCAGAAGAACACUUGGAAGCACAUAGGAGAAAUCCAGGCACCGGAGAAAAACUUUGCAGUUUUGGUAUUUUUGAAGAACCACCAGUGUUUUUAUGGGGACAAGCUGUACUUACUAUUGCAAAUUUAUUAUUGGAUCAACUGAUUACACCUCGAGACCUUGAUCCUAUUCGUCGAUAUCUACCCGCUGUCGAGCGACACAAAGUGAGCAUGAGGUACUCCACGUUUGCGGGCGUAAUAAGCGACACAGUGAUACAGAUUUCGUUAAUUUCUGAAAGCAAGCACCUUCAGUCUAUAUUAUCAACUUAUGGAAUCUCCACCCAAACCCCAGACCAGGUAGAACCAAUUCAGAUCUGGCCUUCCCAGGAAUUAGUGAAGGUUUACCAGCACCUUGGUGCAAAUGAAAAACUUGGAAUAUCUGGAAGACCUAAGCGACCUAUUGGUGCUUUAGGGACCUGUAAAGUAUAUCGCGUACAUGGUCGUACAGUGGUCUGUUACCCCCUUAUGUUUGAUAUUGGUGAUUUCUACAUGGCGUUCGACACUCAGACAUUAAUUGAUGAACUUCAACAUUCCCUGCAGUUUGUGAGUCAAUACUGGAGGAUGCCAAUGCGUCCUCUCUUUAUCUUCCUUCUCAGGGAAGACACAACGCAGGAAAAUCGUCUUGGUCCAAUCUUGGAGGUGUUGAGUGCUUUCAAACAAGGCCAAUGGGACGGAAUCAAAGUAUGUUUGGGUCGUGUUCAAUCAUUCAUUGCUUCUUCUGUGGUUGAGCAUUUGGAGUUUGUAAAACAUCAAGAUUCCACACAAAUGGAUGAGGAAUUGUUGAAACCUUUCAUUGGAAGAGAGAAUGGUCUGGAUGAUGUGAGAUCACUUAGGAGAGCAGGAAGUUCCUAUUCCAAUCUGACGAGGAUCUGUGAAGAUGAUGAUGAGGAACUCAAAACAGCGAAUGAGCUUCGUACGCACAACACAAAUGAGAUUCUAUCACAUCUCAAUUCAUUUUACUCUGGAGCUUCCUUGGCUGUUCUAAUUGGUGAAAUAGCAAAGAGGGAAGGCCUUCACUUUGAUACUGGGAAUGGAACAUGUUAUGAAAGACUCAACAAACUGUGCAGGUGGGCAGCUGGACAGAAAUUGUGGAGUUUAGUUCGUUAUUCUGCAAGUUUGUGCCACAAAGUUGUAGAUAGUCUGGCUCCUUCUAUUACUUCUGUACUUGUACAUGAUAAGCACAUUACACUUGGUGUGUUUGGACAUGAGGAGAUAGUAGUGAGCAAUCCAUUACCACCAGCCACCAUCAAAGAUAUUCUAUACAGACUAUGUACACCCCAUGAUGAGAGGGAGGCAUGUUUGCAACAAGAGCUUGUCUUGUAUGUUGGCGCUGCAAUAAAUAAACAACCUAAUUUAUUUGAAGGAAUGCUGCAGGUUCGUAUCGGAUGGUUAGCCUACGCUAUGCGUUUGUUGCUUAAACAUCGCGGUAAUGUCGGUUCUUACAAAGAAACCAGUGGUGUUUUAGAGGGAGAAGUAGACAUACAUGAUCUAUCACCCAGCGAUGUGAAGAAACUUUUAUUUGAUGUGUUGGAUGUCGCAAACCAUACAGACUUAUCUUGGCUUCAAAGAAGGCAGAUUACCGGUGCUUUGAACAAGACACCUCCUGAUUUUUAUGCAAAGGUUUGGCUUAUAUUGGAGAGAAGUCCAGAUGGAUUCGUAAUUAACAGUCACCAUUUACCACAACAACCAACACUAAGUGAUAUGGGCAAAAAUGAAGUGGCGUGGUGGAAAAAAGUAGAGGCAAUGUUUGCCGGUUUACAUCGGCCAGAGUUCCGACAGUUGAUCAUGGAAAUGCUGAUGGUUACUGCUAUUGUACUUGAACGAAAUCCGGAGAUAAAAUUUCAGAACACAACGGAUAUUGACGCCGUUGUUGGAGAUGCGAUUAAUGAAUAUAAAAAGGACAAGCAGACCGACGAAAUCAGCGAGUUUUGUAAUUUGCCAUCCGAGAUAUUGGUUCAAUACAUGGUUCGAAGUGUUGUGCAAUCACUUUUGAAGGGAUCUGUCUCUGUAACUGCCAAUGACACGUGCACUGUAUCUUAAGAAUGCCUUUAUUUUUUGACUUGUUUUUGCUUAGCAUGUGGUUUUUUUCAACAAUUUAUUACCACGUUAAAAAUAUAUCCGACACACGUACUGCAA
Messenger RNA from Ciona intestinalis (vase tunicate), 3375 nucleotides. NCBI's taxonomy places the organism in Eukaryota, Metazoa, Chordata, Ascidiacea, Phlebobranchia, Cionidae. The record is from RefSeq and is a predicted model, not a curated record.